UUGUAAGUAACUUAUGACAUAAAGUUAACCUUAAUACAAACAUCGUUGUCUAUACUAAUCCGAAAGUAUGUAAUUUCAUUUUUUACAUAGAUUAAAAAACGAAAAAAAUUAAAUAUUGAUAAAAUGGAUGACGAAACCUUAAAUAGACUUGCAGUUGAAGCAUUAUUAGAAGAAGCAAAACUUGGAGCAAAAAGAGCAGAAAUAAUGGGUCCUAGUGGAUGGAUAAAACCAAAAGAAUGUAUUAAUAAAAGAUUUCUUCAUUCAACAUUACGGAAUGUUGUUCUUUCAAAUAAAUAUCAAUUGAAAAGAAAAACUGAAAAGCAGUUGCGUAUACCUGAGAAUAAAUUAAAAUAAUUAAAAAUAUAAACUAAUUCUACUAUUAAUGUAUUAAACUUUAUGUAAUAUCCUUUUUUUUUUCUUUUAUUUAAAAUC
This is a messenger RNA of Apis laboriosa (Himalayan honeybee), 432 nucleotides long. Its product is annotated as protein POLR1D-like. The transcript is spliced from 3 exons. The coding region runs from base 124 to 354 and encodes 76 amino acids. The record is from RefSeq and is a predicted model, not a curated record. NCBI's taxonomy places the organism in Eukaryota, Metazoa, Arthropoda, Insecta, Hymenoptera, Apidae.